UCAGAUGUGCAACUAUACUUCGACUUCGCGGGCCCGCCAAGCGUCAUGAUGAGGAUGUUCAAAAAGACCUUCGAGCAUGUCAAGUUCGACCCAGUCUUGCAAUACGUGGCCUUCCCUUCUGUCAAAGUCGAGGAGAAAGUCGACGACACAAGCAUCUCCCGGAGAUCACUAGGAGCCGGACGAAGGGACAUGGUUCAGUUCUUCAACUGGCUGCGCAAGGACAAGAAGGUAACUCGGAUCAUGAAAGUUAUUGUGGAUGACUCUCAGCAGCCAGCGCAUAGCGAUGAGGCUAUCAUAGAAGCCCUUCGAGACUUCCACGUAGAGGAACUUCACUGGCUCAAGACUGAUCUGGACCCAAUAACCAUUCGCACCGCUAGCAGUGAGAUCCGCGAGCUUAAACUCCGGUGGAGCGGCAGUAACGCCACUCUUCGGGGCUGGGGUGAGCCUGAUGGUCUCCCUAAGCUGGAGAAUCUCAGCACUCUAUAUAUAGAGCUUGUUCACGAGCUGGUAAGCCUGUCCUCCACUUUUUCUCAGAACCGAAAGGAUAGAUAUGCGAAGAAACUGAAGGGGGCACAGCAACUAGCUUCACCGGUAACUGUGGCCCUGAUCGACGACGGCGUGGACCUCGUCGACCCAUCGUUCCAGGACCGGCUGUACGAGGGCAAGUCCUUGAGUUUCGAUCUUAUUGGUGAAAACGACCCCAAGACCAGCCAGCGUGUACAUUCGUACCACCACAGCGAAGGCGGUCACGGCACGGUCAUGGCAAACCUCAUCUUUCGUGUUUGUCCGAUGGCAAAACUAUACAUCAUCCGGAUUGAGACACACAGGAAUCGUGAAGGCCAGAGCCGGUUUGUGACACGCAGUGCUGCAGAGGCUAUCCGCGCAGCUAUUGAUAAAAAAGUUAAUAUCAUCUCCAUGUCCUGGACCGUUGCUAUGGAUCUGGCGAAACCCAGCGAUGAUAUGAAGGACUUGCAGAGCGCCGUACAGGCUGCUCACGAUGCCAAAGUUCUCAUGUUCUGUUCAUCCAGUGAUGGAGGCCAGUUUGUCGAGGAGACAUUACCAGCCUCUGGUAACCGUGAUCACGUGUUCCGCAUCGGUGCGGCCAGUGCUGACGGUACCCCAUUCUCGUGGGCAGGCCCUGUUGAGAAGUUGGACUACAUCCUGCCCGGCGUGGAUGUCGUAAAGCGGCGACCUGGUCACGGCCGCGGCAGGCUGCUGAAGGAGAAGAUGGAGGAGAUGAAAUCUGACACAGGCUCAUCAGUAGCCACAGCACUUGCAGCUGGACUGGCGGCCAUGGUUCUCACGUGCGUCAAGAUGGCGGCUAUGCACACGGCCAGCGCGCCAGAACAGCACAAGCUAGGAGUCACCGAAGACAUGGUCCAACAGCUGCAGGAACACGUGAAGAUGAAAGCAGCACUGGAUAACCUGGACCUCACCCCUAACAAAUACUUGCAAGUGUGGUUCAAACUGAAUACCUCUCAAAUCUCGAGAGGGGUGAGAUUCAGCGACUCCGGAGAGUCAGAGAAGCUUGAACGCAUUAGCAAUAUGGUUUUAACGAAAGGUUUUGUUUCAAAGAUUACAUAA
This is a messenger RNA of Cryphonectria parasitica EP155, 1584 nucleotides long. Its product is annotated as subtilisin-like protein. The record is from RefSeq and is a predicted model, not a curated record. The transcript is spliced from 4 exons. Gene Ontology annotation, molecular function: serine-type endopeptidase activity. Gene Ontology annotation, biological process: proteolysis. The annotation marks the transcript as partial. Lineage: Eukaryota; Fungi; Ascomycota; Sordariomycetes; Diaporthales; Cryphonectriaceae.